Phasianus colchicus (ring-necked pheasant) is the source of this 3029-nucleotide messenger RNA. It is a transcript of the gene SPRED2, whose product is annotated as sprouty related EVH1 domain containing 2. Gene Ontology annotation, molecular function: protein kinase binding. Gene Ontology annotation, cellular component: membrane. Gene Ontology annotation, biological process: negative regulation of MAPK cascade; multicellular organism development. The record is from RefSeq and is a predicted model, not a curated record. NCBI's taxonomy places the organism in Eukaryota, Metazoa, Chordata, Aves, Galliformes, Phasianidae.
GGCGCGGCCGCCAGCCCCGGCCCCGCCGCGGCGCGGCCUCCCCCGCCAUGUGAAGCGCAGGAAGAUGCGGAGGCGCAGCCCGGCCGCCCGCGGCGAGGGAUGAGCCGAGACGGGGAGAAGAUGACCGAGGACGCCUACCCAGACGAUGACAGCUAUAUUGUGCGAGUCAAAGCUGUGGUUAUGACCCGAGAUGACUCCAGUGGGGGAUGGCUGCCGCAAGAAGGAGGCGGCCUCAGUAGAGUUGGCGUCUGCAAGGUCACGUACCCAGAGGGCAAUGGAAGAAGUGGAUUUCUAAUCCAUGGUGAAAGGCAGAAAGACAAACUGGUGGUGCUAGAGUGCUUCGUGAAGAAGGACCUGGUGUACACCAAGGCGAACCCGACCUUCCACCACUGGAAAGUGGACAACAGGAAGUUCGGGCUCACUUUUCAGAGCCCCGCCGACGCUCGAGCCUUUGACAGAGGCGUGAGGAAAGCCAUCGAGGACCUCAUUGAAGGGUCUACUACUUCCUCUUCAACGCUUCACAACGAGGCUGAGGUCGGCGACGAUGAUGUCUUCACAAAUGCAACAGAUAGCUCCUCCAACUCCUCUCAGAAAAGGGAACAGCCUGUGCGAACUCUGGCUUCUCCAGCAUCCUGCGAAAAUCAAAGAAUUUGCACUCGUGGGCACCUUCAUGACCAUUACAGCUCUGACCGCUACCAUCUAGAACAAUCAGUACCACGAUCCUACCGACACGUCAACUUUCCAGAUGAUGAUGAGGAAAUAGUACGCAUCAAUCCUCGGGAAAAGAUUUGGAUGACUGGAUAUGAGGACUAUCGCCAUGCCCCAGCACGAGGAAAGAACUUCGAUCCUGAUGACGUGGACUCCUACGUACGUUUUGCCAAAAGCGAGUCCUCAAAACAUGAGUACACUUAUCCUUACGUAGACAACUCAGACUUUGACCUGGGUGAAGAUAUCAAGGGUGCUGUGAUAAAGACUCAACCUGUCAAAUUCAAGCCCAGACGGAAGGAAGAUGGUGAGAGGUCACGGUGCGUGUACUGCAGGGACAUGUUUAACCAUGAGGAGAACAAACGGGGUCAAUGCCAGGAUGCUCCUGACCGCAUCAAGACUUGCAUCCAUCGAGUGAGCUGUAUGUGGUGUGCAGACACUAUGCUCUAUCACUGUAUGUCCGAUCCAGAAGGAGACUUUACAGAUCCUUGUUCGUGUGACACCAGUGAUGAAAUGUUUUGCCUCCGGUGGAUGGCCCUUAUCGCCUUGUCUUUCAUUGCUCCAUGUAUGUGCUGUUACUUGCCGCUUCGGGCUUGUUACCACUGUGGGGUCAUGUGCAGGUGCUGUGGUGGAAAACACAAAGCUGCUGGAUGACUACAAAUGAGUUCGGUGUGUUAUGUUUUUCCUGUAGUUCGGGGAACACAUUGGUUUUGGAGCAUUGAGAUCACUUUUUUUGAUGCAGCCACUGUGCCCAGCAGCAUCCAGAAACCACCAGUUUGGAUCAUUUUACGUUUGAUCGUCUGGGGCUCACACUGCAUUGAUUUGCUCAUCAAGUGUUCUAACUAACUAACGUACAGCAUAGACUUUUGUAUUAUUAAUCUGUAAUCAAACAGACUGUCUUGUACAUGUUUAUAUUAUUUUUUCAGUUAAAAUGAGUUUAAGAACUGCUUUAAAUGGUGGUGGAUUGUAGAACAUCUCCAGGUUGUGUCCGUCUUGCCUCUGCUCACACGGUACCAUCAGUGUGUCAGCAAGUUUUGGCAUUUCUCUAAGCGGGGUGGUGUAGUGAACGAGAUCUCACUUGGAAGAUAUUUUAACUUGCUGUCAAGUUAUUGUGUGUAUGGAAGGUGUGCUAGUAACAAACUUGUACCACAACACAGUAUUUCUGUCACUGGUUUUCUUUUGUUUUGUUUUUUUUUUUGUUCUGUUUUCCAAAGCCAAAAUAGCCAUGUAAGCUGCAGUUUCUCUUCUAGAGUCCAUCGUCAUUUCCUUCAGCAAACAUCUUAAAUUAUUUCUCUGUUCUUAAAGCUCUGUGAUCAGAAAUCAAAGCUCAGUUACCAUAGUCACAUAACCAUUGAGAAUCUGGUAGUUCUCCUUACCUGUAAUCAUUUCAGACCACUACUUGAAAGGGAAACUUUACAUGUUACUGUUUUCUUUUUUCCCUAAAUAACUUUGGAAAAAUAAAACUCUGUUUUCAGAGUUCUGCCCAAAAGAAGGGAACUUUUUCUUUAGACAGCCAUGUAAUGAUUUGAGUAUAAAACACUACAGUUCCGGAUGAGGAAAAUUGUUGUUAUGCAAAGAAUUAUUAACAAUGCAAUGUCAAAAGCACUAUUGCAAUCCAUGGCAAUUCUGGGGAAAUGCUGCAUUAAGUGGUGGAUUAUAUGGAAAAUAGUAUUUGUUUAUUUUUUUCUGUAUAAUACGUGAGCACGAGAACACGUGCGUUCACGGUAGAAACUACAUUCAGCAGUCUAAACAGGUAUUGAAAAUCAAAAGCCAGGAUGUUAACCACCACUUUCAUUUCCUGACCUACGGUUCUGAUUCUCCGGAUGCUUACAGAUGUCCAAUGUAAUGCAUAUGCAACCAGCAUUUGUGUAAUUCUUUGUAUAGGAUUAAUCACAGGAGUCUUUGCAGGAGCCAGACCGAAGCGUCUCCCUCACUUUCCCCUCCCUAGUUCACCACCCAGAUUUAUCAAGUGGAUGCAUAAGGUGCAUACAGCGGGAUAAAAUUACUUUAAUUUUUUUUAAAUGUCAUGUUGUCUUGUGUACAAGGCUUGUAAUUAGCUGGAAAAAAAAGAGUAUUUUUCUAAUAUAUUACAGGAAUAGCCAAAUAAUUUUUAUUAAAAAAAAAAAUGAUUUAGCGCAGUGAGCUCUAACUAGCAUAGUACAAUCUGAAUACUUUGAGGCAGCUAGGGAUUGGCUUGUCAAAGCUGGCACUGCUGUUCCUGCCAUAAUUUCUUUCUGCAGUAAAUUGCCAGUGAGCGCAUGUCCUUUCCCUCCCUCUAUUGCACAUUGACAUCAGUCUUAAAAGAGAGGAUUUUUUUUCUUUUU